AAGUCCAACCUAGCUUCAACCACAAACUUGUCACCUUCUUCCCCGCAGCUCAGCUCAGCGAUAAGCAAGCCAGUCUCAUCCCGUCAUCUGGACUAGCUACGAUGCAGCAGCAGCAGCAGCAGCUACCCACCAUGGCGGCGCCGGCGAGGCGGCUACUCUUGGCGCCCGCCACCACGCCGGGGCCCUUCAUCGCCGACGACAGGGACAUCAUCAUCAUCCUCGCAUCGCUCCUCUGCGCGCUCAUCUGCGUCCUCAGCAUCGGCCUCGUCGCGCGCUGUGCCUGCGGCCGCCGCCUCGGCGUCGGCCCCGACGCCGCUGCCGCUGCCGCCAACAGGGGCGUCAAGAAGUCCGUGCUCCGCGCCAUCCCCACCGUCGCCUACGUCGCCGCCAUCCCCGCGGCCGACAAAGGAAAAUCGUCGUCGGAGGAGGACGCAGGGGCGCCGGAGUGCGCCAUCUGCCUCGCCGAGUUCCAGGAGGGGGAGGCCAUGCGCGUGCUGCCGCAGUGCGGCCACGCCUUCCACGCACUCUGCGUCGACAAGUGGCUGCGCGGCCACUCCUCCUGCCCCUCCUGCCGCCGGAUCCUCGCCGUCCGCCUGCCGCCCGCCCAGCGUUGCCAGCGCUGCGGCGCGCGCCCCGACCCAGCCGCGGCGCGCUGGAAGCCCGCGGCACACUACGGCGAGAUGCCGCCGUUCCUGCCGUAGCACCCACGCACGGCUCUCCCCAGAUCCGGGGGUCGGAGCUACAAGACGAGGAGCAGAGGAAUCCAAUCGACCAAUCGACGAGCAUUCCGGUCAAAUUUCUCGGCCGCUUUUUUACUUCCCGUUCAGUUCAGUUUACAUCAGUAGAGGCGGAUAGCGUUCGUGAGCUCAGGAUCCUUGUCUGCAAGUGGGUGAUAAAGUGUUGCCUGCCACUGCAUCUUAGCUGUGCAUUUGUAAAUACUCCAGUAAGUACUAUGUGAAACUGUGAAUAGAGUCCUAUCAUUAUGUGAAGCUGUCAA
Lolium perenne is the source of this 997-nucleotide messenger RNA. RefSeq names its product probable E3 ubiquitin-protein ligase ATL44. Lineage: Eukaryota; Viridiplantae; Streptophyta; Magnoliopsida; Poales; Poaceae. The record is from RefSeq and is a predicted model, not a curated record.